This is a messenger RNA of Rhodamnia argentea, 1668 nucleotides long. Its product is annotated as farnesylcysteine lyase. The record is from RefSeq and is a predicted model, not a curated record. The coding region runs from base 67 to 1563 and encodes 498 amino acids. The transcript is spliced from 6 exons. Gene Ontology annotation, molecular function: prenylcysteine oxidase activity. Gene Ontology annotation, biological process: prenylcysteine catabolic process; prenylated protein catabolic process. NCBI's taxonomy places the organism in Eukaryota, Viridiplantae, Streptophyta, Magnoliopsida, Myrtales, Myrtaceae.
AAAGAUUCUGAUCACGAAAGCUCAAACCAAACUUGAGGAAGAAGAAGAAGAAGAAGAAGCGAAAAAAUGGUGGCCCGCACCGCCGCACUCUUCAUCCUACUCGUUUCGCUCCCUAUCAUCACGUCGUCGUCGUCGUCGUCGUCCUCCCUCUCGGUCUGCAUUGUCGGAAGCGGAAUCGGCGGCUCCUCGGUGGCCCACUUCCUCCGCGAGUACUCCGCCCCGUCCGCCUCCAUCUCCAUCCGCGUCUUCGAGCGGCACGGCGUCGUUGGGGGCCGCAUGGCGAGGGUCAACGUCGGUGGCGACAGCUUCGAGGCCGGCGGGUCGAUUCUCCACCCCAAGAACUACCACGCCUUGAAUUACACCAAAUUGAUCGGCUUGAAGAUCAGAUGGCCCAAUGCCACGCGGGAUAGCGACGGCCGUGACGAUGAUAGCGAUUUUGGGAUUUGGGAUGGGAAGGGCUUCGUCUUCAAGACGUGGAGGGUCAACUCCAAGCUUCCGUUCGUUGACAAGAUUGUGUCGUUCGCCAACACGGCGCUCUUGUUCUGGCGUUACGGGUUUUCUCUCAUUCGCAUGGACAACUUCGUUCAGAGGACUGUGAAUAACUUCUUGAAGUACUAUGAAAGCACCGACUCAAGACCCGUUUUUGAGACGGUGGAUGAGAUGCUCAAAUGGGCAGGGCUCUACAAACUCACCGGGCAUACUUUAGAGGAAGAAUUAAUCAGUAUUGGGUUGUCUCCCUUGCUGAUAAGGGAACUCAUCACUGUCAUCACAAGGGUUAAUUAUGGUCAGAGUGUAAGCAUCAGCGGACUUGCUGGCGCUGUUUCCUUGGCAGGAUCAGGGGGUGAUUUAUGGUCCGUCCAAGGAGGAAACUGGCAGAUGGCUGCUGGUUUACUCAAUCAUUCGAAUGUCGCUCUGCACCUUCGUGAGGAGAUAGAGUCUAUUUCUAAUCUUGGAAACUAUUAUGAGCUCAACUCCUCCCAAGGCAACAGUUAUGAGUGCGAGGUUGCAGUUGUCGCCACACCUUUGGAUGAGGUGGACAUACGCUUUGACCCUUCAGUUUCAAUUCCUCCAAGGAAGCUACAGCAUACACAUGCGACUUUCGUGAGGGGUCUUUUAAAUCCUGCAUACUUUGGGUUCGGCUCUGUGGAAGAAAUUCCAGAACUGGUUGGUACAAUCGAGGAUCCUGGAAUUCCAUUCUCGAGCAUUUCAGUUCUCAAGCGACACAACGCAAAGGAGGCGACUUAUAAGGUUUUCUCCCGCGAAGCCAUGUUAGACACGUUGCUGGAUCAGAUAUUCAGUGCGCGGAAGGAGACGAUCCGCAUCAACUGGGGGGCUUACCCCCAUUACAAGGCUCCCGAAGUGUUCGCUCCCUUCAUUUUGGAUGGACAGCAUUUGUACUAUGUCAAUGCCUUUGAGAAUGCCGCGAGCACGAUGGAGAUGAGCGCGGUUGCAGCCGAGAACGUCGCGCGCCUCAUCCUGUCAAGGCAUUUCGGCCACGUGCGCUUGAAGCUUUCGGGCUCGGAGGACUCCACGGACGACAUGGGUUUGCAUUUGGAACUUUAAGGAGGGGUCAGAUACAUAGCUGAUUUGUGUAAAUUCUGUACGAUGUAACUCAUACUUAAGUGCCAUGACUCAAGGAGCACUGGAAUGUGAAGUAUAUUUUGUUAU